AUGAUGUACUCUCGUUCUGUACUCUUCACGGUGGCUGCCGCCUCCAUCACCUUCGUUAACGCUGCUCCCCAAUUCGACGUUCCUAGCGAUGGCCCCAUCUGUUACUCAUAUGGUGUUGACUUUAUCGAUGAAGGAAGCUACUUCAUUAAUGCAACAUCGACCGAAGACUUUAGUGCUGUCUCUUACUUCCAAGGUUGCAACAAAGAUGGUGAGGCCGAUGUCAUGCUCAUCGCACCUGAGGAUGCACCUGGAGAGACGGAAUUCAUAUGCGACCAAAUCCCUACAACCCCUGACAAUACGAAUGAAAUCUCGAAAUGUCCUAUCCAGAAGGACCAGAUGGUUUCAGGACAUUGGCUCCUUCUCGUUAUGGGAAACAACGGUUACGAUGCCGAUGGCAAGAAUGGCCAGCCUUUCGCGUGGCAAAGAGAUUUGUACUUGACCGUCGGUACAGCGGUCACUACCACAUAUACCCCAACAGUGACUGCGUCCAUGACUGAGACACCUACAAUGACUCAAACUAUUAUUACCACCUCGACUGACGUUGUCACUGCUGGACCAACCUCGACUGUUACCGUACCCAGUGGCACGGCCAAGAAGAUCAAGACAGUGAGGCCCAAGGCAGUCACCACGACAUCUACGAAAACUAUGACCCGCACUAAGGUCUCCUGGACCAAACAAGUUGGUGUCACUACCAAGACUGUCACAGCCACCUGCACCACUCCAGCUCAUGUUGGUCGGCCUGACAAGCCUUGCACGUACUCUCCCACCAAGAUCCACCCUGCGGCCCUCGAGACACCAACUCACAUGCCCAACUACAACCGCUUGUUCCGCAAGGGCGAUCGCGAAGUCGACUACGAAUGGGCGCGUGCUCGCAUUGAGGCCGCAAAGCAAAGGCGCGCUGAGCAGGCUGGAAAGCUUGAUCGCCGUGCUCCUGACGCUCCCACGACAACUGUCACUUACGGAACUCCAGUCUCAGUAGUCGCUACUAUGACUGCGCCAGCUAUUACCACAACCGAGACCGUUCUGCUCACAGCCUCUGCUACGACAACGCUUCCUCCUCCCACUGUUCUCUCCGGCCUUCUGACUUUGACCACUACGCUGCCAACUCCGACAAAAACCAAGUUCAGGCUAGCCUUUGCCACCACAACCAAGGUCAUCACUUUCGGCGGCACAUUUACUAAGACAACAACGGUAACUCCUACGGCGGCAGUGAGUGCCUGCAGGAAGCACGGUGGUCAUUUCUGGCGGUUCUAG
Messenger RNA from Alternaria postmessia, 1254 nucleotides. RefSeq lists its product as uncharacterized. The record is from RefSeq and is a predicted model, not a curated record. Lineage: Eukaryota; Fungi; Ascomycota; Dothideomycetes; Pleosporales; Pleosporaceae. The transcript has 2 exons. The coding region runs from base 1 to 1254 and encodes 417 amino acids.